Symbiodinium sp. CCMP2592 is the source of this 357-nucleotide messenger RNA. The record is from the annotation of a GenBank genome assembly. NCBI's taxonomy places the organism in Eukaryota, Dinophyceae, Suessiales, Symbiodiniaceae.
AUGGCGGCGGGCCUGUCGCCGCUGGUAGCAGAGGACAACCUGCGCUGGGAGCUGUGUGAGUGGCCCCAAAGCCUGCCAAAGGUGCCAUCGGCCAAGAUGCGGCUUGCAGGAGCACGUAUUCCUGAGACGAGGGGCUCUGAUCACCUGCAGCAGCUGCCCGGCUUCCCUCGCAGAGUUGGCAGUUUGUUGAAGGGGCCGCACACCCUUGGUAGCCGCACGUCUUCGCUUCCAACCUUGCCACGGCUGUCUCCAGCGAAAGCCGAUGACCCGGCGAGGACGCGUGCGGAUGCUCCGAAGGUUCGGUUUGACAGCCGCAUGGAUGAGGAAUUCCUCAUACCUUGCAGGCCACACUCGUGA